Molecule: messenger RNA, 3363 nt
Organism: Trypanosoma grayi
Lineage: Eukaryota; Euglenozoa; Kinetoplastea; Trypanosomatida; Trypanosomatidae
Product: protein kinase-like protein
Exons: 1
Coding region: 1-3363 (1120 amino acids)
Biological process (GO): protein phosphorylation
Molecular function (GO): ATP binding; protein kinase activity
Source: RefSeq, a predicted model, not a curated record
AUGAUUGGCGCUUUGCAGACGCUGCGGAUUGUUGACACCGUCGUGGUGGACCGUCUGCGGUGGUGGCGCAACCAAGGUGACGCUUCGGCCGCAGCACACGCACGGUGUUCGUUGCAGCAUGGAUCCACGCCUGCACGGACGCCGGCAUCUUCGGCAGCAAACGCAGAAGCGCCAGCCGCAUCAGCUGCGGUCGCAGCAACGACGACGUCUGCAACGCCAUCAGCGACAAGGCGGCGGGCGCAUUCGGCGCCGUUGCGCGACGUCUCGUCCUGCCGCAGCCGCGAACGGCUACUGAUGCCCCCUCGCGCCGCUGUUGAACUGCGCCACCCACAGCUGUUGAUCUUUCUGCGGGGAGAGGCGACCGCGGAGCGCCGCGACGCGGUGCAAAUGGCGCUGCGUGAGGUGGAGGGCGCUGUGUCUAUUGUUCGGCUGCCUCCAGCGGAGCGAGAUUUCUAUAGCGCACAGCUGCUCCCACGCGAUGUCGGUGUAAAACGUGACUUCUUGUUGAGUAAGCAGCAGCCACGACGACGGGCGGCGUCGACUCCGGCCCUUCCAGCCGUCACACUCGACUUGUGUUACACCAAGGGUAGGACAGGCGUGGGUAAUCGUAGCAUGCCGAAGAGUCUCUUGCCCAACAACCACGAGAGCAGUAACAACAGCCACAUCAACAAGGGUGUAGGGGUGCUGCCGCCUCUCUUGAGACCCACCCAUCAGUGCAGGAAGGUUAGUUGCCUGCAGGACUCGUAUGUUUUUCACCCAGAUGCAGACUUCAUCGGAAAUGGAGCAUUUUCGCGUGUCUUCCGCGCCAUACCGCUUUUUCGAGGGUCCUCAAAUAAGGCUUUUGUUGCAAUCAAGAUCAUUCCGCGGCGCCGGUGGAAAAAGAACUACCCAUGUAUCUCUCACAGACAGUUGGCCAGUAAGAGAAAGGAUAUGUACAUGGAUAAAGGUGGUGUACGACAGGAAGUUAACGCAGGUACCGUGCCACACGAUAGGCCCGUGGAAACAGGACCUCGCCGUGGCCACGUAGAGGAGCAGGAUUCCCUGCAUCGUGAACUUGUCGAGAUUGAGCGUGAAAUAUCGAUCAUCCGAACUCUGCGUCAUAGCGGUUGCUCCCAGUUCGUGGAGGCGCUGCGCACCCCCGAGGAGUUUGUCAUUGUGAUGAAAAUGGGAAAGGGUUCUAUUGAUGCUUAUCAUUACCUCCGGUUGUAUGGGCCACCCUCCGAGGUACGCGCCGCUCUGAUGAUAUACCAGUUGAUGAAAACUGUCAACUACCUGCAGCACACAUGUGGAUUUAUUCACCGCGAUAUUAAACUGGAGAAUUUGCUCCUUUCUUUCGUAGAUGUAUCACCGGAUUGCAUUCGUCAGGCACUCAGUGCAGAUGGCUUGACGCAUCGGAGUAUGACAAGGGGUGGAGGAGAUGCAGAUGUAGUGGUAGAGGUGGAGGGAAAAGUGCCAGGCGACGAUGAUUUAGCGACGGAGACAGAGCUGGAGGGAUAUGUGGAGAACGCGGAUGAUGCGAACAAGCCGCGAAGUCGCUCACCGUCAGGCUGGGGUCCUGUUCCUGGUGGUGGGAACUCUGACGAUUUUGAGCGCCUGCUGAAAGUGACACUCAUUGAUUUCGGUCUGGCGCGCCGCACGACGAGGCGCAGCGAUAAGCACCGCAGCCGAGGUCAGCUGGAACCCAGCCAGAGUAGAUCUGCACCUUGCAACAGCAGCAGCUUCAACGUUCGGGUUGGCAUGCCUACCCCGAUGCCAUCGGCUGUUGAUAUGUUCGCAUCCGUGGAUAGCGAAAGCAGUUCCUGUGCGUCAAGCACGGACGUGUCUCCGUCAGAAACCUCCUCUGCGUCUUCCAUGGAUGACGUGGAGAGGGAGCGCAACUUUGACGACAACGAUGAUGUCGAUGCCAUCACCGGUAUAGGGGGAGGGAUGGACGGCCGCAGUGAGAUUUUGCAGGUGGUGUCGCUUAACGAUGCAGUGGACCCAUCCUCAGCUACCUCCAAUGCUACAGUCGAAUUGGCAAGCAUUCCUCGCCAGUUUGCAAUGGAGCUUGAUUCUCAGCGAGGUGAUGGUGGAAUGAGUUCUGCAGUAUCACCAUCAGCAUUGCCAUCGACAACAACAGUAGCAGUAAACAACUCCUUGGCGGAUGCCUCUUCACGUGCAUUGGACGACAUGCCACGCCGCCCCAUGGGACAAAGGUCUUUUUUUGCUAACGCAUCGCAGUCGGUAAGCAGCGCUCAAGCAGUUGUCUCUGUAGAUGGUGCUGAGCCACGCGUUCGCUCGUCGUGUGAUGAUCAACCGGAUGAUGGGGAUAUGCUGUUGUUUUUAACGCCAUGUGGGACGGACAAGUACCUUCCACCAGAGAUGCUGAGCUGGAUGGUGAACAACGGGUGGGAACGCAAACCCACCACUGUGCGGAUGGCACGCCAACUGGACGCGUACGCCAUAGGCAUCGUCACUUAUGUUCUACUCAGCGGCUGUUUUCCCUUCAAUGGAACAUCACGGGCGUCUAUGGCUCAACAGCAGAAGCGUUGCACUCCAAAAUGCAAUAGCCACCAUUGGGCACAAAUCAGUUCCAAGGCGAUAUCUUUUGUGCAGUCACUAUUGGAGCCGGAUCCAGAGGUACGAAGCAGUGUUGCUGAAGCGCUGGUGCAUCCCUGGAUGCGUCAUGCCGCGCAACUUGCGGAGAAACUCUCCCUUACUCCAGCCCCAGAGGAGGAGACGCAACAGAUGGGCAGUAUGGCAUCCGAUACCAACAGAUCAACUCUCAUGACACCGCAGUACUGCCCACCUGUUCAGCAGCAGCACCGUAGCACCCGGGGGGGCCACCCAGAAUAUAAUUCCUCCCUUGUUGCAGCUGAGAGCUGUGCACCAGUGCCGGGACCUAGAAGUCAUGAUGUUGCAAAGGACCAUGACCGCAACAGCAAUGCAAUUUCUCAGCUGUUAGUCCACUCUGUGGGCGGGACCAGGCCUUCCGCUAGAAUACCACAAGAUGUUGAAGAAAAUAGAAAAGAGGUGUCCACAAUACUAAGAGCAGCAGCAAGAACAAACAAGGGGGCGGACGGAAACAGUGUUUUCGGAUGCAUGUCAUCAUCCGCCCGCUCAUCCCAGGCGUCGAUAUCGCCAAAGGCUCCAAUGGUUACGGCCUCGUCGCUUCUCGCCCGAAUUGUCGCCACGCGAAGAUGUCUAAAAGAAGAUUCUACUCUGGCGAAUGGAUGCUUUGAUUUAGAGGCGCAAAGUACUCUGGGCAAUGAGGGAAACGAAGAAAAAAAAGAGAAGAAGGAGGAGGGGGGAGAGGAGGAGGACGACGACGAUGGCGAUGAUCCUUUCACACGCAUGUUUAAAACCGUUAUGUCCGAGCAUUAG